This is a messenger RNA of Oncorhynchus masou masou (cherry salmon), 2505 nucleotides long. RefSeq names its product L-dopachrome tautomerase-like. The record is from RefSeq and is a predicted model, not a curated record. Lineage: Eukaryota; Metazoa; Chordata; Actinopteri; Salmoniformes; Salmonidae. The coding region runs from base 588 to 2138 and encodes 516 amino acids. Gene Ontology annotation, cellular component: melanosome. Gene Ontology annotation, molecular function: dopachrome isomerase activity; oxidoreductase activity. The transcript is spliced from 11 exons. Gene Ontology annotation, biological process: positive regulation of neuroblast proliferation; developmental pigmentation; ventricular zone neuroblast division.
UGUCUAGGAUUACUGGGAAUUGUCAAUUCAACUAUAGAAUAACUCUAAUAUGUUCAAGAUUGAUCCCUGGUUCAGUAGAAUGUGUUUACAGAAAUAAAUGUGGAACAUCUAUGGAGAGAGAUUGUCAGCUCUCAUAUUAAAUUCUCAGGUUUUUAGGGCAAAAUAUAUCUAUCGGAAAGAGAAAUAAUGAACUUGAAGAGCUGAUGCCCCGAGGAGCAGUCACAAAGAAUUAUAUCCUUCUAUAAGACAGGACACAGGCAAAAGAUAAGUACCUGGCAGUUGGCACACACUGCUACAUGUGCCUAUCAAUAAAACAGAUUAUUUUCACUGGUUAUUACAUUGGAGAUCUGGGGGGCUCUAGAUUGCACCUUUAAUGAGAAGGAAUGAUUCCUUCCCACACUCUUCACAACUACUUGAACCCCCACUUUAGUGGAUGACAACUUUGGCUUUAUCAGUGGAAGGAGGUGCACCACCUGGUUAACAUAGUUCCUCUGCAGGAGGGCUGCAGUCAACAUUGGAUUCUAAAAAGCAAAAGGUGUACAAAUCCAUUUUUAGGGAGAAGGCAGAAGAUUACAGCUGCGUGAAAGAUGAGGGCUCUGGUGCUGGUUCUGGGUCUGGUUUGUUUUGUGACAAGGCCCGAUUCUACGGAGGCUCAGUUUCCUCGAGUCUGCAGCACAGUGGAGGGGAUCGUCUCAAAGCAGUGCUGCCCUGCUCUCGGCUCUGAUCCUGCUAAUGUGUGUGGAACUUUAUCUGGACGAGGAAACUGCUCCGACAUCAGAGUCAGUACCAAACCCUGGGGCGGACCAUAUCGAAUGAGAAACCAAGAUGACCGUGAAAGGUGGCCAACAAAAUUUUUUAAUCAAACUUGCAGGUGCUUCGGUAACUUUGGUGGCUUCGACUGUGGCCAGUGUAAGUUUGGCUGGACAGGACCAAACUGUGACGUACGUAAAGCCCCGGUGGUGAGGAAGAACAUCCACUCUCUGACUCCAGCUGAGCUUCAGGAGUUUCUGGAUGUGUUGGACCGGGCCAAGAACACCACCCACCCAGUCUAUGUCAUCGCCACACAGCACUGGCUGGGCCUGCUGGGGCCUAAUGGAACCCAGCCCCAGUUCUCCAAUAUUUCCAUCUACGACUUCUUUACAUGGCAGCAUUACUACUCUGUCAGAGAAACGCUGCUUGGACCUGGACGUCUUUUCAAACAGAUUGAUUUCUCCCACAAAGGACCUGCCUUUAUAACCUGGCACAGGUACCACCUACUCAGUCUGGAGAGAGACCUGCAGAGACUGACUGGCAAUGAGAACUUUGCUGUUCCAUACUGGAACUUUGCCACAGGGCAGACUGAGUGUGACGUCUGCACAGAUUCUCUCCUGGGGGGACGCAACCCAGACAACCCCUCCCUCAUCAGUAACCAGUCCAGGUUCUCCAAUUGGGGAGUGGUGUGUAACAGCAUGGAUGAAUAUAACCGCCUGGUCACUUUGUGUAAUGGGACCAGUGAGGGACAUAUAAGGAGAGGACAGGUAGGGAGGAGCAACAUGAGUCUUCCCACAAUGAAUGACGUCAGGAGCUGUCUCAGACUCAGAGACUUUGACAGUUCUCCCUACUACACUAACUCUACCUUCAGCUUCAGGAAUUCUCUUGAAGGCUAUGACAAGCCAGAUGGCGAGGCAGAGCUUGACUCGUCAGUGAACAACCUGCACAACCUGGUCCACUCCUUCCUCAAUGGAACCAGUGCUCUGUCUCACUCUGCAGCCAAUGACCCCAUCUUUCUAGUUCUCCAUGCUUUCACUGAUGCCAUUUUUGAUGAGUGGAUGAGGAAGUCUGCUCCCCCAAACUCCAGUUUCCCCGAUGAGAUGGCCCCCAUUGGUCACAACAGAGAUUACAACAUGGUGCCAUUCUUCCCUCCUGUGACCAAUGAAGAGAUUUACGUUGCGUCUGACCAGCUGGGAUAUUCUUAUGCCAUUGCACUGGAUGAGAAUGACGGUAAUCCUGUAUUUGUCGUGAGAGCUACUUUGACAGGCGUUUUCGUGGGCCUACUGGCUGUGCUCAUGGUAGUCGUGGUUUAUAUGCUGCACAGGCGAAGAAAGCAUAGCUUUGAACCCUUAAUACAAUACAAUAGGAAGUACAUAGACAACUCUUGAACUUUUCUUGAGCUAAAGUCUAACAGUAACUGAAUGAAAGCCUACGGUUUAUCUGAUUAAGCUUGUAUGCAAUGUUCAUAUUAACGUAAUACACAGUCAUGGGAUCAAUUGAAACAUACUGUAACUCAAGAUAAGUACUUAUUUCAUCAACGUAAAAUCCUGAGGGUAGAAUGUUUGAGACCUGUAAUAUUUAUAUUCAGCCAAUCAGAACAACACAAGGAAUGAACCCAUACAGAAUAAUGAACACUUACUGAAUAUUUAUUCAUUUAUUGAGAGCCCAUUUUCAGUUCCUGUUCUGUAAAUGUUUGAUUCUAUGGUCUUGGACAAAAAUGUAGUUUACGAGAAUAAAUAUUUGUACACCCUUUGA